This is a messenger RNA of Eimeria tenella, 414 nucleotides long. RefSeq lists its product as uncharacterized. Bases 1 to 414 code for a protein of 137 amino acids. The transcript has a single exon. The record is from RefSeq and is a predicted model, not a curated record. Lineage: Eukaryota; Apicomplexa; Conoidasida; Eucoccidiorida; Eimeriidae.
AUGCCACUCAUGCUGAUGCCGAAUUUGCUGCAGCUGCUGCAGCUGCUGCAGCUGCAGCAGCAGCAGCUGCUGCUGCUGCCUCGUGGGGAGCACAGGCCGUGUGGGACUGGCUGUGGCCCUCAGGCGCUGCAGCACAAUGGAGGAGCAGCAGCAGCAGCAGGAAGGCGUGCAGCAGCGGCAAGCGCAGUAGCAGCAGCCUCACAAAACUCGCAGCAGCAGAAGCAGGCCCCGCAAAACCAGCAGCAGCAGCAGCAGCAAGAACAGGCAGCAGCAAAGAAGAACAACAGCAAAUCAGACGGGCUGUUGAUACAGCUGUGGCGAGCGGCGACUCCAGUAACAGCUAAAGAGGGCGUGCAUCAGCAGCAGCAGCAGCAGCAGCAGCAAGAACAGCAGCAAGCGUGGGGUCACCUUUAG